CAUGCGCGGCGGGUGACGUCACCCGGAUCGAGGUCCGUCGUCGCCGUGGCAGCGGUCGCCGGAGGCUGGUGGCACGGUUACACACCGGGGGGCGAUGGAAGCGCUGGGCGAGGCUGGGCUGCACUUUGACGAGCUUAACAAACUGAGGGUCCUGGACCCGGAGGUGGCCCAAAGCACGGUAGAGCUGAAGGAAGAGUGCCGGGACUUUGUGGAAAAAAUAGCCCAGUUCCAAAAGAUUGUCGGUGGGUUAAUUGAGAUUGUUGAUCAACUUGCAAAGGAAGCUGAGAACGAAAAGAUGAAGGCCAUAGGGGCCAGAAACCUUCUGAAAUCAGUUGCUAAGCAAAGGGAAGCACAACAGCAGCAACUCCAAGCUCUAAUAGCUGAAAAGAAAAUGCAACUUGAAAGAGUCAACCUGCGCAGCUGCUUUGAGUGUCCUAUGGACUCGAACCCAAGAUCCCUCUGAUCCUCCACACUGCCAAGAGUUAAAUAUAUCGGAUUGAAUAUGAUGCCCUGUCAAAGGUAGAAGCUGAACAGAAUGAGUUCAUUGACCAAUUUAUUCUUCAGAAAUGACACAAGGAGAGACUCUAAAGUGAGAAGUAUAUUUGUCACAACAAUGCAGAGAUUUCAGUGAUUAUUCCAUUAUGCCAUUCCAUCAACACAGUGACUUUACUCACAGUGCAUUUUUGAAUUGCUAUUUCAGUGAAUAUAAAGCAUAUAUUUCUAUAAUGCAGAUUUAUAUGUAGUCAUUUGGACUGUAUCAGCAAUUUUUACUGCAAUGUUGAAAUACACUUUAUCAGAUACAAUUUCGGCAAGCUAGUAUUAUGUAAAUACUUUGUAUAUUUUAUGUUAUAGCUAAUAAAUCAUUCUUGCAAUGUG
Hypanus sabinus (Atlantic stingray) is the source of this 876-nucleotide messenger RNA. It is a transcript of the gene ift20, whose product is annotated as intraflagellar transport 20 homolog (Chlamydomonas). The transcript is spliced from 5 exons. Gene Ontology annotation, cellular component: intraciliary transport particle B; cilium; centrosome. Gene Ontology annotation, biological process: intraciliary transport; protein localization to cilium; centrosome localization. Bases 95 to 463 code for a protein of 122 amino acids. The record is from RefSeq and is a predicted model, not a curated record. Lineage: Eukaryota; Metazoa; Chordata; Chondrichthyes; Myliobatiformes; Dasyatidae.